Molecule: messenger RNA, 2633 nt
Organism: Eriocheir sinensis (Chinese mitten crab)
Lineage: Eukaryota; Metazoa; Arthropoda; Malacostraca; Decapoda; Varunidae
Product: otolith matrix protein OMM-64-like
Exons: 2
Coding region: 79-1662 (527 amino acids)
Source: RefSeq, a predicted model, not a curated record
AGUGCCCCAUCUCUAGAAAUCAAAAUCCCGUGGCUGGCCCCCGAGCCAAGAUAACCUUCAGAAGCACAAUAAAGCUAAAUGAACAUAACGCUUGGAUUGCCUCACGCAACUAACCCACAAAAAGAAGCAAACACUGAAAAACAAAACCAAAGCUGCAUGGAAGUAAGGGUGGAAUUACCCCGCGAAGAAAACUCACAAACUCAAACGAACAUUCAAAAACAAAAUAAAAGGAGCAUGCACGUAGUGGCAGAAAUACCCCUCGAAGAGAACUCACGAACUCAAACAAGCAUUGAGAACUACAAUAAAAGCAACAUGGACGUAAGGGUUGAAUUACCCCUCGAAGAUAACUCACAAGGUGAAGUGUUUCUUCAGACACACAAUAACUCCAAACACGGAGCGAUGGAAGGCACAAUGUCGCGUUUAUCAACGCCCUGCCCAGACGCCCUGCUCACCCUCGCCUACUGGUGGUGGGUCCUGCAAGGGCUGCUCCUCGCUACCCUGGCGAGGCUCAUCUCGGGACCCACCGCACCCGACGAUGACAACCCUGACGAUGACAACCCUGAUGAUGACAAGCCUGAUGAUGACAACCCUGACGAUGACAACCCUGAUGAUGACAAGCCUGACGAUGACAACCCUGAUGAUGACAACCCUGACGAUGACAACCCUGACGAUGACAACCCUGAUAACAACCCUGAUGAUAACAACCCUGAUGAUAACAACCCUGAUGAUGACAACCCUGACGAUGACAACCCUGACGAUGACCCUGGUCUUGAUCUUGACCCUGGGGGUGAAGAGGAUGACUUUGAAGAAGUGGAACGGAGGGAGGUGGUUGAAGAGAAUGGCUUUGAGGAGGUGGACCGGAUGGAUGUGGACCGGAUGGAUGUGGACCUGGUGGAGGUGGACCGGAUGGAGGUGGACCGGGUGGAGGUGGACCGGAUGGAGGUGGACCGGGUGGAGGUGGACCAGAUGGAGGUGGACCAGAUGGAUGUGGACCAGAUGGAAGUGGACCAAAUGGAUGUGGGCCGGGCGGAGGUGGACCAGAUGGAUGUGGACCGGGUGGAGGUGGACCAGAUGGAGGUGGACCGGGUGGAGGUGGACCAGAUGGAUGUGGACCGGGUGGAGGUGGAACGGAUGGAGGUGGACCGGGUGGAGGUGGACCAGAUGGAUGUGGACCAGAUGGAUGUGGACCAGAUGGAUGUGGACCGGGUGGAUGUGGACCAGAUGGAUGUGGACCAGAUGGAUAUGGACCGGGUGAAUGUGGACCAGAUGGAUAUGGACCAGAUGGAUGUGGACCGGGUGGAUGUGGACCGGGUGGAGGUGAACCAGGUGGAGGUGGACCAGAUGGAUGUGGAGCGGGUGAAGGUGGACCAGAUGGAGGUGGACCGGAUCGAUGUGGACCGGGUGGAUGUUGACCAGAUGGAUGUGGACCGGGUGGAUGUGGACUGGGUGGAUGUGGACCGGAUGGAUGUGGACCGGAUGGAUGUGGACCGCAUGGAUGUGGACCGAGUGGAUGUUGAGCAGAUGGAUGUGGACCGGAUGGAUGUGGACCGAGUGGAGGUGGACCGGGAAGAGGUGGUGGAGGUGGUGGUGGGGCAGUUCGGGGUGGGGGUUGUUGCCGCCCCUCCUGACGCGCCCGGCCGCCACCCUGGUCCUGUUGAGUAAGGAGGGUGAAGGCGAAGAUGACUUUGACAACGUGAGCGAGAGGGACACGGCAGCGAUGGAGUAAGGCAAUUGCAGAAUGUAUAAAAAAAAUAAUAAAAAAAUAAAUAAAAUAAACGAAAAUAAUAAAAAAUAAAAAAAAUAAAUAUAAUACAAAAAAAAAUUAGGAUUAAGAUUCAUGAAAAAAAAAAUAAAACCAAAUACAAAAUAUAUAAAAGAACAAAAAAAUACAAAAAAAAUGCCAAAAACCCCAAUGCAAAAUGUGAGGGUUAAGAUUAAGGAUCAUAUUUCUUUGCGUCAAAAAGGAGCAAUGGUUUCACCCGACGAGGAUAAAACUUGUAAAUUCGCCAAAGUAUUAACGAAAUUCCAUUCACGCCUUGCGCAGCUUGGAAAUAACGACCGGUAAACUUGGUCAAGCUUUAAGUUAGAUGAAAAGAAAACAAAAAAAUCAUCGGCCAGUGAGUACAUGUAGUGAACGACUUGAGGAACGAAAAAAGGAAACUGUAAUUAAUCUCACGUUGCAGUUCAAAAUGUCCCUGCGAAAUGGAACACCCGAAACGAAUGCCGUGUGUGUGUGUGUGUGUGUGUGUGUGUGUGUGUGUGUGUGUGUGUGUGUGUGUGUAGGUGUGGGUUGGUGGGUAUGGGUGGGUGUGACUGCGUCGAUGUAAGUGAUGAAGUGUGAUAUAUUUUCACAUUGAUGUCGUGUGAUAUGUUUCCUUUUCAGGUAAUGCCGUAUGAUAUGUUUCCAAGUAAUGUGUGUGAUAUGUUCCCUCUCCAGGUAAUGUUGUAUGAUAUGUUCCCUCUCCAGCUAAUGUUGUGUGAUAUGUUCCCUCUCCAGGUAAUGUUUUGUGAUAUGUUUCCUUUCCAGGUAAUUUUGUGUGAUAUGUUUCCUUUCCAGGUAAUGUUGUGUGAUAUGUUUCCUCUCCAGGUAAUGUUGAGUGAUAUGUUCCCUCUCCAGGUAAUGUUGUGCGAUA